AUGGCACCAUCUAAGAAGAACCUCAAGGCUACCAAAAAGUUCGAAAAGAAUCAUUUGCAGGGUGUUCUGGACCGGAGAAAGGUGACGGCCAAGAUCAAGCAGAAGCAACAGAUCAAGGACAAGCAAAAACAGCGCAAGGCCAAGGAUGCCGAAUUCUUUGGCAAGGAUGGCAAGCCGCGGCCAAGCGGCCCCAAGGAUAGAAAGGUCAAUGACAUGAGCGUUGACGACUUCUUCCAGGGCGGCUUCGAAGAUAUCAUUGACGACAAGUCCGAGAAAGCCAAGCUAGGCAAGAGAAAACGUGACGAGCCCAAGGCAAAUGCCGAGGAGGAUGGAAGCGACUCGGAUGCCAUGCAACCGCAGCCAGUCGCCAGCGACAGCGAGGACGGCGACGACGAUGACGAUGACGCCGGCAUGAACCAGGAGACCAUGGACGGGCUUGCCGAAAAGGACCCCGAAUUCUACAAGUUUCUAAAAGAAAACGACCCCGAUGCGCUCGACUUUGAUGACAAUGCCGAUCUGGCCGAGGUUGAUGAGCUAAGCGCUGGCGAAGACUCGGAAGAAGAGGAGGAGGAGGAGCAGCAGCCUAAGAAGAAGAAGCAAAAGAAGGCCAAGAAGGCUGAGGGAGAAGCAGACGCGGCUGAAGCAGACAGCAAGGAGCUUACUACGGCUAUUGUAGCUGGUUGGCGCAAGUCCAUGAAGGAGAAGCAGUCUCUGCGCGCGACGAGACAAGUUGUUCUCGCCUUUCGCUGCGCCGCCCACCUCAACGAGGACGACAUUGACGAAAACGCGGACCAAAAAUGGACCAUUAACAGCCCCGAAGUGUUCAACGACAUCCUCGUGCUCGCCCUGCGCGAGAUCCCUCCCGUCAUCAACCACCACCUGCCCGUCAAGGAGUCGGCCUCGGGCCGCGUGUACGUGCAGACGGACAGCAAAAAGUUUUCCGCGCUCUCGCUGCUACUCAAGACGUAUACGUCGGCCAUUAUGCACCUCCUCGGCACGCUGUCUGACGACCGCACGCUCAAGCUGACGCUGUCUGCCAUCACGCCGAUCCUGCCGUACCUGUUGUCGUUCAAGAAGCUCGUCAAGGCGCUGGCCAAGGCCGUCGUCAGCUUCUGGGCGCAGCCCGCGAGUUCCGAGUCGACGCGCGUCACGGCCUUCCUUGUGCUUCGGCGGCUCGUCGUCAUCGGCGACAAGGGCAUCCGCGAGUCCGUCCUCAAGGCCGUCUACCAAGGCCUCGUGCAGGGCUGCCGCAUCACCAACCACAACACGCUGGCCGGCAUCAACCUGAUGAAGAACUCGGCCGCCGAGCUCUGGGGAAUCGACGCCUCGGUCGGUUACGCGACCGCGUUCGGCUUCAUCCGGCAGCUCGCCAUCCACCUGCGCAACAGCAUCGUGCACAACAAGAACGACGCGUUCCGCAUGGUCUACAACUGGCAGUUCACGCACUCGCUCGACUUCUGGUCCUGCGUGCUCGCGCACCACUGCACUCCCGCCAAGGCCGCCGAGGCCGGCCGCGAGAGCCCUCUCAAGCUGCUCGUCUACCCGCUCGUGCAGGUUACCCUCGGCGCUAUGCGCCUUAUCCCCACCGCGCUCUACUUCCCGCUGCGCUUCCACCUCGUCCGCGCGCUGCUGCGCGUCUCCCGCGCCACAGACACGUACAUCCCGCUCGCCUCGCCGCUGCUCGAGGUGCUCGCGGCCGCCGAGAUGCGCCGCGCGCCGCGCGCCGCCACCCUGCGCGCGCUCGACUUCGCCGUCGCCUACAAAGCGCCCAAGGCGUACCUGCGCACGCGCGUCUUCCAGGACGGCGUCGGCGAGCAGGUCGUCGAGCUCCUCGGCGAGUUCGCCCUCCUGUGGGCGCGCUCCGUCGCCUUCCCCGAGCUUGCCCUGCCCAUUGUCAUCCAGCUCAAGCGCUGGCUCAAGCAGGCGCGCAGCGCCGGCGGCCGCGGCAACAAGAACGCCAAGCUCGCCACCCAGGUCGCCCUGCUGGUGCAGAAGCUCGAGGCCAACGCCAAGUUUGUCGAGGGCCGCCGCGCGGCGGUCGACUUCGCGCCCAAGGACCGCGCCCAGGUCGACGCCUUCCUGCGCGACUUCGACGUCGCCAAGACGCCGCUCGGCGCGUACGUCGUCGGCCAGCGCAAGGCCCGCGCCGAGCGCGCAAAAGUGAUGGAGGAGGCCCGCAAGGAGGACGACAAGAAGCGGAGGGAGGACGAGCGCGCCGCCCUGGAGGAGGAGGGUGACGUGAUGGACUCGGACGAGGACAUGGAGGUUGACGACGAGGAUGAUGAGUUUGACGUGGAUGAGGACGAUGAGGGGGAGGGGGAGCAGGAAGAUGAGGAAGAGGAUGACGACGAGUAG
This is a messenger RNA of Cordyceps fumosorosea ARSEF 2679, 2355 nucleotides long. Its product is annotated as putative protein family UPF0120. The transcript has a single exon. Gene Ontology annotation, biological process: ribosomal large subunit biogenesis. Lineage: Eukaryota; Fungi; Ascomycota; Sordariomycetes; Hypocreales; Cordycipitaceae. The coding region runs from base 1 to 2355 and encodes 784 amino acids. Gene Ontology annotation, cellular component: Noc2p-Noc3p complex; nucleolus; nucleoplasm. The record is from RefSeq and is a predicted model, not a curated record.